Messenger RNA from Pristis pectinata (smalltooth sawfish), 4322 nucleotides. RefSeq names its product bromodomain containing 8a (gene brd8a). Gene Ontology annotation, molecular function: protein binding. Lineage: Eukaryota; Metazoa; Chordata; Chondrichthyes; Rhinopristiformes; Pristidae. The record is from RefSeq and is a predicted model, not a curated record. Gene Ontology annotation, cellular component: NuA4 histone acetyltransferase complex.
GUUGCUGGGAUGAUGGCGGCUGGGACUGGAAAGCAUAAGUUGCUGAGUACUGGCCCAACUGAACCAUGGUCAAUUCGAGAGAAGUUAUGCUUGGCAUCAUCAGUGAUGCGGAGUGGAGAUCAGAACUGGGUAUCAGUUAGCAGGGCAAUUAAACCUUUUGCAGAACCUGGACGGCCACCAGACUGGUUUUCACAAAAGCAUUGUGCGUCACAGUAUUCAGAACUGUUGGAAACAACAGAAACACCCAAACGGAAGCGUGGUGAGAAAGGAGAAGUUGUGGAAACUGUGGAGGAUGUAAUUGUUCGCAAGCUCACCGCUGAGCGAAUUGAUGAGCUAAAGAAACUUAUUAAAGAGACUCAGGAGAAAUACAGAAAGGUGAAGAGAGAAGCAGAACUGAUCCAGGCUGGCCAUGUAGAUAGUAAACUUCAGGAAACUUGGAAUGACAUUGCUGCAAAGAAGAAACUUGAGGAGGAGGAGGCUGAAAUGAAAAGGCGUGCAACAGAAAGUGCUUAUCAGGCCCGUCAGGCAGCAAGAAAUGCCCCCAAGAGACUGACUAAUUUGCCCAUCCGGUCUCCAAUGGAGUCGAGUUCUCCUGGAAUAGACUACUCUGUGACAGAUACACAACAGGCCAGUGAGGACAGCCACACUAGUUUGGUGUCGAUGAACAUUGGAAGUGCUCCGACUAUUCCAGUGAUCUCAGCCCCUGAGACUCCUGGACCUGCUGUUACCUCCACUAAUCUUGAAACUCCUCUGACUCCUGUUUUGGAGGAUUCGCCCCAGAAAAAGUUAUUGGGGCAGAAGGCCACGCCUCCACCCUCUCCACUGCUAUCUGAGCUCCUGAAAAAAGGGAGUCUCCUGCCUACCAGUCCUAGGCUUGUCAGUGAUGUUGAUCUCCAGGUGAAUUCUACACAUGUCACUAGUCCCAGUGUUCAUGUUGAGAUGGGAACAGGUGUGUCAACCCUGCAUGUUCCAGAGCUGCAACCGACUUGUACCAGUGUACCAGUAUCUCCAGCGCCUACAGGAGCCCCUACUCUGUCAAGGCUUUUGGAGGUCGGCCUCUCGCAGUUCACAUCACCUUUCGUUCCCUUCUCUACCAUCAGCCGUGAGGCACCACCUCCAGUUAAACCUAUGCAAAUUCUAACUGACCAGGUGUAUUCAGCCACCACCGCAACCAUGACGCAGAAGAGCAGCAGGACAGUUGAGGAAACCACCAUUUGUGUUCAGGUAGAGAGCUGUGUGGAGCAGCCAGCUCUCUCAGUACCUGGAGAUCUGGCCGGCUUCUCUGUGUUGAUUGACUCUGGAGAAAGUAGGUGCCUGCCAUCUGGCACUCUGCAGAUCGCAAGACAAAGAGAAAGCAUUGUAGAUCAGCACCGGUCAAAGCAACUUGAAGGCAAUGUUAAUACAGGAGUAUCUGAUUAUACAAAUGUUCUUCAUCUGGGAAACCCUGCAGACAUCCUAGCAAUUAUUGAAGAAAAGGUGGAGGAAACACCAGAGCUGAUUGAUCUUCCUACUGAUGUUGGAGAGCAGCUAGCAGCUACUGAGGGAAACCCUGCCUCCCUAUUUCAGGCAGAGCAGAUGAUAAAGGAGGAAACCGAAGAAAUCCAGCAACAGACUCACAAGUUGGAGCAUCGAUCCAGUGAUGAGACUCAAAUGUUGGCUGGAUUGGACUCUGCAAACAAUUUAGUUAUCAAAGGAAUUAAACAGGAAUUGUCAGAGCAAAUAGAGGAAGAGCAAGAUCAGGAAGAAGAGUCCAAUUCAGGACAUGUGCAACAGAUGGGAAGUGCAGGAAAAAUGGCAAAUUUUCCAGUCCUGAAAUCCGAGGUGAGAUGGCACUUGGAAUGGAACAUGCUUUGCCAAGGAGCGCCAUGCGAAGUAAAAGCACAUCUGAGGAAACAUCACAUCCCUUGCCACGGAGCACCGCACGAAGCAAAAAGUACCUCUGAGGAAAUUGGACAAGCCACAAAGGAAGAGACUGGAUUAGUUUUAAAGGGACAAAUCAAGCUGCAGGAGAUGCUUAUUCCCAAAGAGGAAGAUGGAGCUAGUGAAGCUGCCAGUGUGGAUGAGACCAGGGAGGAGGAACCAAAUGAAGUUUAUAUGUCAGAAACUGAUAACGAACCACCUGUCAGUGAAAGUGAUGAUGGAUUCAGCAUUCACAAUGCUCAUUUGCAAUCAUCAGUCCUUGCUGAUUCAAUACCCAGCAGCCCAGCUUCCUCUCAGUUCUCAGUUUGUAGUGAAGACCAGGAAGCCAUUCAAGCUCAAAAAAUUUGGAAGAAGGCUAUUAUGCUGGUGUGGAGAGCAGCUGCUAAUCACAGAUAUGCCAAUGUAUUCCUUCAGCCAGUAACGGAUGAUAUUGCCCCAGGAUAUCAUAGCAUUGUACACAGACCAAUGGAUUUGUCUACAAUAAAGAAAAAUAUAGAGACUGGUUUAAUUCGCACAACAGCAGAAUUUCAGCGGGAUAUAAUGCUGAUGUUCCAAAACGCAGUGAUGUAUAAUAGCUCUGAUCAUGAUGUGUAUCACAUGGCAUUAGAAAUGCAACGAGAUGUCUUAGAACAAAUUCAGCAAUUCUUAGCCACUCAAUUAAUAAUGCAGACCUCAGAAUCUGGAAUCAGUGCUAAGAGCCUGCGUGGGCGUGAAUCAACACGAAAGCAGGAUGCUGCAGAGAAGGACAGUGUCCCAAUGGGCUCUCCUGCCUUCCUUCUCUCUCUCUUUCCAGCAACAGCAAGCGCUGUGACAUCAUCUGAUGACAAAAUACUGUUAACGAUCUCCGCAAAGCAGUUAUUUGCUGCUACCAGGAUGGUGGUACAAGAGGACGUCGCUGUGCAAUUGAAGCAGAUAUGAAAAUGAAGAAGUGACUAUCUCCAAUAGGACCUGAUGAUGUGAAAUGUGCAGCACUCUAUAAAGAUCAAUGAAGCUGUAUUAUCUUCAUCUGUAUUGAUGGGAAUGAAUUCUAUUGUACAGCCUUAUUUCUAGUGUACAGUUUUUGUUCUGAGAACAAUGUAUGUGCUGAAUAAAAUUAUUCAAACAGCCUGAAAGGCUUCAUGGAUUUUGAAACUUUAUAUAACAAAUGAAGUAAUGUUAAUAACUAUAGGAAAUAGAACAACUAUCACUUAAGUUAAUUAGCUUUAGUAAGUAUACAAGAAUUUCCAUUCAUGUAGAAAGUAGGGCAUUGCCUUUGUGCAUUGCUUAAGCUUUUAAAUGAAGUAAAUGUUGAAUAUCCAACAUAGGUUUUGAAACACAAGUUCCUUUGUUGAAUUGCCUCUGUAAUAGUCUUAUUUUUGGGUAAGUAUCUUCUAUCAUGAGAGUACAUUGUUUUUAUAAAAUUGCAAAUUUCUCUUCUAAGCUUGCUACAAGAGGAACAAUUACAGGAUAAGUAAUAAAUUAUUAGUAAGGUUUCAUAGCAGGCCUUCAGUACAGCUAGAAUUUGAAUAUGUAUAAUAACUGAGUUUUAUAAUCUAUUUAGGAUGAUGUUAGAUUAAGCUGCAGCCUCUCUGGUUAUAAUGUUCAGCCUAAACUGUGAGGUUGUGGUACACUCUUAAUAGAUUCCAUUUAAUAUUGUUGAUAAUAUUAGAAGAUGUGAUUGUUGUAUCAAAUGGUGCAGCGAAACACAUUUCCGAAAUUGGGUUCAAAGCACAUUGUUGGAGGACGUUUCAAGGAAGGUAUAUUCUGCUGUGGCCAUAUUAUGAUGGGUUAAAGAUUUUGAUGCUUGCACUGUAUGCCAAAACUGGGUAAAUGUUUCAUUACUCAGUUUCUGUGUCACUCAUCUCAAUGAACACAACAUCCAAAAGAUAAACUUCUAGCAAAAUUUGAGUUCUCUUCCCCAGGUAUGUUAUUUUCAUUGUGUGUAUAUAAUUUGUAUGUGCAUGAUAACAUAUCACUGUCAUACAUGGCAGUUAAUUUUACUUAUUUCUUAUAGUUUAAUUAUUGGCAAUUGGUAUGCACUUGUUACAUUGAAUUCUUUUUUGUCUGAAUUCCAUACCAUUUUCAUAUAAUUCACAUGAAUGGUGUCACGGUUAGCAUAACACUAUUACAGUGCCAGCGACCUGGGUUCAAUUCCCGCUGCUCUCUGUAAGGAGUUUGUACGUUCUCCUCGUGUCUGUGUGGGUUUCCUCCGGGUGCUGCAGUUUCCUCCCAUAUUCCAAAGACGGACAGGUGAGGAGCUGUGGGCAUGCUAUGUUGGCGCCAGAAGAGGCAACACUUGCGGGCUGCCCCCAGAACAUUCUCAGUAACGCAAAAAGAUGCAUUUCACUGUGUUUCGAUGUACAUGUGACUAAUCAAUAAAUAUCUUAAAAAAAUCUAAAGGAAAUUUUGAACUGGUCUGAACA